AUGCCUGUGAUAGAGAAUUUGAAAAACUUCAUCCGCCAUGGCAAGCAGGCGCGAAAUAACCAAGAUAGCUCACCCCAAUCGGUGCCGGCUCCACAAAAUCAUGCACAUUCAGACCCAAUCCACUCAAAGGCCGAACACCAAAAGAAGUAUCAGCAGAAACAAGACUUCUCAGUAGCUCCUGAUGGCAACCGUAAUGUAGCUGCUCAGGCUGCCGAUGCUGCAGCUAACGCUACAGCAGCUCAUCAGAAGCUCCCGGUCGACGAUCCUGGUGUAGUGCCCUCUCAAAUCGGUGCGGGAGUAUCCGCUGGUGGUAUUGGUGGACAAGGAGGAAAGAAUUAUGAUGAGAAUGUACUUGCGCGAAUCGUCGCCGAGGAAAGGGAGACUCGAGAACGAUUACCAAAAUAUCCUGGCCUCGAACGAUGGAUAUUGCUGGAAAAAAUGGGUGAUGGAGCAUUCAGCAACGUCUACCGCGCGAGAGAUAGCACUGGAGAGUACGAUCAAGUUGCCAUCAAAGUCGUCCGAAAAUAUGAACUCAAUGCGGCUCAGCGAGCAAACAUUCUGAAAGAGGUCCAAAUAAUGCGGGGCCUUAAUCAUGAAAACAUCGUCUCUUUGAUCUCAUUCUCAGAAUCUCGAAGUUAUUACUAUCUUAUAUUAGAGCUCUGUCCUGGAGGAGAGUUAUUUCACCAAAUAGUGCGCCUUACGUACUUCUCAGAGGAUCUUAGUAGACAUGUCAUUGUACAAGUUGCGGAGGCUUUAAGGUAUCUCCACGAGGAAAAGGGAGUAGUACACAGGGAUAUUAAACCAGAAAACCUCCUUUUUGAACCCAUUCCGUUCAUUCCAACAAAGAGUCCUAAAAAUCGAUCACCAGAAGAUGAAGAUAAAGAAGACGAAGGCGAGUUCAUUCCUGGAGUAGGCGGCGGCGGCAUCGGGCGGAUAAAGGUCGCCGAUUUUGGGCUCUCCAAGGUCGUGUGGGAUACUCAAACGAUGACUCCCUGCGGUACCGUGGGGUAUACAGCACCAGAGAUUGUUAAAGAUGAACGUUAUUCCAAGAGUGUUGAUAUGUGGGCUCUGGGGUGUGUCCUUUACACUUUGUUGUGUGGAUUCCCGCCCUUCUACGACGAAAGCAUAUCAGUCCUUACGGAAAAGGUUGCGAAGGGACAAUAUACUUUCCUCUCCCCAUGGUGGGAUGAUAUUUCAAAAUCAGCCCAGGAUCUGGUUUCGCACCUUUUGACCGUCGAUCCUGUGAAGAGGUACACUAUCGUGGAGUUCAUGAAUCACCCGUGGAUUAAGAACACAAACGAGGCCACCGUGGCUGCAUUGGACGCACCUCCUCUAGCCACUCCUGCAAUUCACAAACAGAACAUGCAGUUCACACCGAUGGCUAUCGAGCCCGACUUCACCCCUGAUCCCAGUAUGCCCGGAGCCAACAAACGGAUGGAUUUCAGGUCUCCUGGUGUUGUCAGUUUGAGAGAGGUAUUCGACGUCGGUUAUGCAGUUCACCGUAUGGAGGAGGAAGGGAAACGUCGUAAGAACUGGAAGCAAGGAUACAGAGGUGCUCAGCCUUUGAACGAGGAAGACGAAUUCGACUCCGAGGAAGAAGAUAUUGCAGAAUCUGUUAAGAUCCCCAAAGAUAAUGAGGCCGAUGAUGUUGCGGGGAUGGAGGCAACAUUGAAGAAGACCAAUUUGAACUCCGGAAGCACGUAUGCUGGGGCUAUUGCUGCUGCUCGGGGCGUCGGAGCGACAGCUCCAAUGUCCCCCACCACGCCGAAGACCAAUACUGGCGGACAUGCUAGAUCCACGAAGAGGAAACCUGGCGGAUUUGAAUUGAGUCUAGAUAAUGCUACACUCUUGGGUAGAAGAAAGAAGGACGGAACAGUACAGGCAUAA
Morchella importuna is the source of this 1887-nucleotide messenger RNA. RefSeq lists its product as uncharacterized. The record is from RefSeq and is a predicted model, not a curated record. Gene Ontology annotation, molecular function: protein kinase activity; ATP binding. The transcript is spliced from 4 exons. Gene Ontology annotation, biological process: protein phosphorylation. The coding region runs from base 1 to 1887 and encodes 628 amino acids. NCBI's taxonomy places the organism in Eukaryota, Fungi, Ascomycota, Pezizomycetes, Pezizales, Morchellaceae.